Messenger RNA from Punica granatum (pomegranate), 2385 nucleotides. The record is from RefSeq and is a predicted model, not a curated record. Lineage: Eukaryota; Viridiplantae; Streptophyta; Magnoliopsida; Myrtales; Lythraceae.
GUGGACACUAUAAAUCCUUGAUCGAGAGAGCUAUAUCCUUUGUAGGCCGAUCCGGCUCAAAUUGAAUUAGUCGGGCUCAUUGGAUUUCCGAAUUCCAUCAUACACACUAAAAAAAAUAAAAAUAAAUGGCACUAUAUAAUAAUAAUAAUAAUAAUAAUAAUAAUAGACAUCUCACGUUGCCCUCACUGCAUGCACCACUUUUCACUCUAUAUAUAACAUCUACUACGUCUUCUUGAAAUAACACACCGCAUCCCAACGCCCCUCUGCUUGCCUUGCCUCCGCAUCUGGAUACAACCAACUUGAUACAACCUUUGAACAGCACCAGGGCAAAUGACAAACGAAAUUGCUGAAACCGAGCUAGACUCGGUUGAGAAGGUGUUUGCAGCACAGGAAGCUGUACCCUACUGGAAAGACCAGCUUACAUUCCGCUCGUUCAUUGUCGGCUUCUUGCUUACUGUACUGAUUACAUUCAUCAAGAUAAAGGUAAGCCUAAACACCGAGAUCAUCCCCUCGCUAAAUGUCUGCGGGGGGCUCCUCGGCUAUUUCUGCCUCAAGGUCUGGACGCGUUGCUCCAGGAAGCUCCCGUUUACAAGGCAGGAGAACUCUGUAAUUCAAACCUGCGUCGUUGCUGGCUCUGGAAUCGCCUUCAGUGGAGGGUUCGGGAGCUACUUGUUCGCAUUGAGCGGACGAAUAGCCGGCCAAUCGGAUGAUCCGGGUUCAAAAGAUUUCAAGAACCCAUCACUCUGGUGGAUGAUCAGCUUCCUCAUGCUCGUCAGCUUCCUUGGGCUCUUGGCGGCCAUCCCACUUAGGAAGAUAUUGAUCGUGGACUUCAAUCUAAGCUAUCCUAGCGCAACAGCCACUGGAUAUCUCAUCAAUAGUCUCCAUACUCCUCAAGGAGCCAAACUCGCCAGAAACCAAGUGAAAGAAAUGGGGAAGUACACAGCUAUCAGCUUCGGAUGGGCUAUGUUCAAAUGGCUUGGCAGCAGGGGACAAGAUUGCGGGCUCGCUGCAUUCCCGAUCUUUGGUCGCAAGGCGUACUCACUAAAGUUCUACCUUGAUUUCUCGGCCAUAUACGUUGGAGUUGGGAUGGUUUGUCCUCACAUCAUCAACAUAUCUGUGCUUCUUGGAGGGAUUCUAUCGUGGGGUCUAAUGUGGCCUCUGAUAGAAAGGAGGAAAGGAGAUUGGUACUCUGCAGACCUGCCCUCUAGUAGCAUGCGUGGGCUUCAAGCUUACAAGGUGUUUAUCCCUAUCGCGAUGAUCCUCGGAGACGGACUCUACAACUUUCUCAAGGUAGUGAGCCAGUCCUUGAUCGGACUGUACCAGCAAAAGAGGAAGAAAAACGGCCCACCUCUUCCCAUCGCCUCAGUUUACCCGAUGCCCAACCGGGCCCCGGUUGACACUGAGUGCUCUGGGCGCUCCUUCGAUGAUCAGAGGAGGACCGAGCUGUUUCUCAAAGACCGUAUCCCAACACGGUUCGCUAUAGCGGGCUAUGUAGCUGUAGCUGCAACCUCUGCAGGCAUUCUUCCGCAAAUAUUUCCACAACUAAAAUGGUAUCAUAUCUUCGUCCUGUAUACGGUUGCUCCACCCUUUGCCUUCUGCAAUGCUUACGGAUGUGGUCUCACUGACUGGUCUCUGGCCUCAACCUAUGGGAAGCUCGUUAUCUUCAUUAUAGGAGCGUGGGCUGGGCAGGCCCAUGGCGGCGUGGUUGCCGGCCUCGUUGCUUGUGGGGUCAUGAUGAACGUUGUGUCCACGGCAUCAGACUUGACACAAGACUUGAAGACUGGGUACGUGACACUAUCCUCGCCCCGUUCCUUGUUCGUAAGCCAGGUGAUUGGGACCGCAAUGGGCUGCGUGGUGUCCCCAUGCGUGUUCUGGAUCUACUACAAGGCCUUUGAUGACCUUGGGAUAGAUGGAAGCGAGUAUCCUGCGCCAAUCGCGUCAGUAUAUAGGAGCAUGGCCCAACUUGGGGUGGAUGGCUUCUCUUCCCUUCCCAGCAACUGUCUCAACCUGUGCUAUGGCUUCUUUGCUGCAGCGGCUGUGAUCAAUGGGGCCCGUGACCUUGUCGGAAAGAGAUGGUCGAGGUUCAUUCCUGUUCCAAUGGCAAUGGCAAUGCCAUUCUAUAUUGGGGCGUACUUCGCCAUCGAUAUGUGCAUCGGGAGUUUGAUCCUGCUUGUGUGGGAGAGAAUAGACAAGGCAAAGGCAAAGGCCUUCGUUCCUGCUGUUGCUUCGGGAUUGAUUUGCGGUGAAGGGAUAUGGAGCCUGCCCAGCUCGAUUAUAGCUUUUGCUGGAGCCAAGGCGCCGUUUUGCUUGAAACUCAAGUUCUAAAUUUUGUUUUGCAUAGAAUCAUGUGAAGAAAUAGAAGAGAAAUCUAUUCACCCAGAAAAA